CCUUCCAGUACCUUCCAUCUCUCUCUCUCUCUCUCUCUCUCUCUCCACAAUGGCUUCCUCAAGCUCAACCCUCGUCGCUCUGAUGCUUGUUGCACUGCUUGUGGGCCACACCAUGGCGCAGUCUCCGGCUAAAUCGCCGGCAUUGUCUCCGACCAGAUCGCCACCGGCUUCAGCUCCUUCUCCGUCGUCCGCCGCUCCAUCGACGCCUAAGGUGAAAUCUCCCCCCAGCCCUACUCCGUCGACCGCUCAGUCUCCGGCGAGUUCUCCUUCCUUGAUCUCUGCUACUCCAUCUGAAGCGCCUGCGCCGUCGGAGAACGGCGCCGUUUUGAACAGAAUUUCUGCCUCCUCGUCCGUGGUGAUUGGCCUCUGCGCCGUCGUUUUGGUUAUGUAGUAGAAGGGGGAAUUGGAUAUUUCGCUUUUGUUCUGAGCGUGUCUCUUGUGAGUCGUGAUCUUUCGUUUUAAUUUUUAUUUAAUUAUUUUGGUUCUGGUUUCAGUUGCGUUGUUAAAACUUAAAACUUAAUUGUGUGUUGUUAGUUGGUUUGGAUAAAUUAUGAAUUAUAUUAUUGCUUGUAUUAAUGUUGUUAGUACUAUUAAAUUUAUUAUCCUUUCAAUUC
Messenger RNA from Prunus dulcis (almond), 614 nucleotides. Its product is annotated as classical arabinogalactan protein 1-like. Bases 50 to 391 code for a protein of 113 amino acids. The transcript has a single exon. The record is from RefSeq and is a predicted model, not a curated record. NCBI's taxonomy places the organism in Eukaryota, Viridiplantae, Streptophyta, Magnoliopsida, Rosales, Rosaceae.